Molecule: messenger RNA, 2304 nt
Organism: Myotis brandtii (Brandt's bat)
Lineage: Eukaryota; Metazoa; Chordata; Mammalia; Chiroptera; Vespertilionidae
Gene: ARMC7
Product: armadillo repeat containing 7
Exons: 3
Coding region: 516-1112 (198 amino acids)
Molecular function (GO): protein binding
Source: RefSeq, a predicted model, not a curated record
AAAGGGUCGCGGCAUUAGGAAGGUUGAGAACCACUGUGUUGUCCCCUUAAGCAUCCACAGACCUUCGCCUUGGGCCCAGGCAGUGAGGCGUGACGUCUACUGCGCACGUGCGCCGAGCUCCACGACGGCCCCGCCCCUGGUCCGCCUGGGACAACCCCGCCCCGCCCUCUGGGGCGGAGCUAAGCACGGCUUCCGCCGGAAGUCCGGGCUCCAGCGGGAAACCGUACCCAGCCGCUCGGGGCUGGGUGAUGCAGUUCCCUCCUCCGGUGCCCUGUCGCUUCCGUGUCUUCCGCGCCCCAGUUUAGAUUUUCACGCCCAACUCUUCCACAGUCCUGAUCACACCACAUCCCAGUGCCAGGUGCAAAUCACUGCCCAGCCCGAAGCUAGGAGAGGAGCCUGUGUCCUGCCCGGGCCCGCCCUCGCCCGGGGAGGCCCAGGGAGUUCCCCCCCGCCUUUCCGGCCUCAUCGGCCGCACUCUCCUGCCUGUCCCCCGUGCACCCUUCGCCACCCCGGCCAUGGCGCAGAAGCCGAAGGUAGACCCCCAUGUCGGACGGCUGGGAUACCUGCAGGCGCUGGUCACGGAAUUCCAGGAGACGGAGAGCCAAGACGCCAAGGAGCAAGUCCUGGCCAACCUCGCCAACUUCGCCUAUGACCCCGGCAACUACCAGUAUCUGCGACAGCUGCAGGUCCUGGAUCUGUUCCUCGAUUCGCUGUCGGAGGAGAACGAGACCCUGGUGGAGUUUGCUAUUGGCGGCCUCUGCAACCUGUGUGCAGACAGGGCCAACAAGGAGCACAUCCUGCAGACAGGGGGCGUCCCGCUCAUCAUCAACUGCCUGUCCAGCCCCAACGAGGAGACUGUGCUGUCCGCUGUCACCACCAUCAUGUACCUGAGCUCGCCAGGCCCCGGCUCCCACCCCGAGCUGACCGCCACGCCCGUGGUCCAGUGCAUGCUGCGCUUCUCCCUCUCGGCCAACACGCGGCUCCGGAACCUGGCCCAGGUCUUCCUGGAAGACUUCUGUUCCCCGAGCCAGGUGGCCGAAGCCCGCCGCCGGCCGGCUCACUCUGCCCUGGGCAUCCCACUGCCAAGGACCGAGGCCCCACAGCAGCCCUGACCCACGGAGGCCUCAGGGCCGCGGUUCUCUUGCUGCCGGAGACAAGACCGGAAUCCUGGUGGGGGCUGGGAAGCAGGAGACGCUAGCUCCCCCUGAGCACUUUCUCCCCAGCUGGUGCCUUUUCAGCCGUUUUAAAGGUGAGUUUCCUCAGCCUGCCAGGCACUGGCACAGGAUGCAGGCGCUAGGAGAGGAGUUGAGGAAGACAGACUUUGAGAUGUGGAGAAGGAAGUCAAAGGCAGCGCCCUCUUCCUAGGCUGUCCUCAACCAAGGGACGGCCCAGGGCCUGCCACUGAUCCACCCACUGCCAGGCUCUCCCUCCUGUAAGAAGCAACCUGGGCCCACGGUCCAGAGGCUUUUGCAGAAGGUGGUUCUCCUGAGAGCAGCUGGGCCUGGGGCUUCGGGAGGCUGCCCGCACUUGAGGAGGUAGCCUGAUCCCUUCACUGAGGGCCUGGGGUCAUUGUGAGGAACAGGAAUGAGAAGCCUUGUUGUUAACAUUGUCUCAAGGCUCUGGGUAGCUGGGCACCGGGCAUAGUGGGUGUUGGCCCAGAGAACUCUGUGGCCCAGGAGUAACCAUUUAUCCACACAGGCCAUUUGCCAGGCUCAAUGGGAGGGCUUCCAGGAUGAAGACGUGGUCCCUGCUCCUGUGUGACGCAGCCCAAUGUCUGUUAACGUGACCAUGAGGCAUUAAGACCCAGGCCAUGAGGGUGGUGACAUCAGAAUACAGGCACAAACCCUUGGAGCUGCGUCUUAUCCCCACCCCCCCAUGGUCCUCGCCUGAAAGCCCUGCCAUCAGGGUUCAGUGAGCGGGAGUCCUUGCCCCUGGAAAUGCGUCUCAGGAGGCUUUGGGGAUGCAGGUGGAGUGGUGCGCAGGGAGACAGGACCAGAUACUGACCUAAAGUGUGUGGCUCGCAGUCCAGUGUAUGCUGGUCAGCACAGGGAAGGGGUGUGGGGCACCCAUGGGAAGCUGGGGUUCAGGAGUGGUGGGGAGUCCUGGUCAUCUGUACUCCCUUAAGGUUGACUUCUCACAUGACCAAGGGAGGGCAGCUGCGAGAGGAAUGGCAUCCAGGGGGCAGGGAGGUGGGGCAGGUCCUGGGGCCUCUGGGGAGAGGGGGAAGGUCUCUAUCAGCCUUCAUUCCAACGGCAGCCCUCGGGCUCCUGCCCUUUCCUUUCCCAAAUAAAGAGCCUGAACAGA